ACUGGGUCCCUUUGCAGUAGUGUGAACUGGAGAGUUGUAGACAGAGCCGAGCAGAAGCGUGAACAAACAGAAUUAGUGCCAUAAAGUGAAUAUUUGACACUAUCGCAAAGCUUUUUACUUUUACCGCGUGGAUCCGUCUUGUACUGUCACCAGAGAGGGACGCCGACAGCUUACAACGCGCGCGCGUCAGCUGGUAUGAGUUAACCCAUCAGACAUGGAAACCAAACCUUUCUUGUCAUUGGGGUUCCUGAAACCCCAGUGCUCGAUACCACCGCCACCUCAGAGAGGACGAGCAGAAGCAUGCACGUGUUUCAGCGGAAUGUGUGCUCUUCAUCAACGCAGGCUUUCUACAGACUUGUUAAUGCCAAGGACCCCCAAAUGUGAUGAUCCCUUUAGACGGACCCCCUUCCUAACAUAUAAAGACUCCUCGGGACAGGUGACGUCCUCUCCUCUUAGCUCACCCACGUCCCACCGGGGGAUGCAUCCGUCACUGCUGAGCCCGACUUCAUUAGGCCCCUCGGGGUCUCUGCACUCCCCCAUCAGCACUCUGAGCUCGCCCAUGAACGGCCUGGGCUCUCCCUUUUCUGUCAUCAGCUCACCCAUGGGGCCACAUUCCAUGGCGUCACCCGGGAUGGGCUACGGCCCCAGCAUCAGCCCACAGCUGAAUUCGCCCAUGAACUCUGUCAGCAGCUCAGAAGAUAUCAAGCCACCCCUGGGCAUCAACGGUGUGAUGAAGGUGCCAGCCCAGCCCUUGGGCACCCCCCUUUCCCUCACCAAACACAUCUGUGCCAUCUGCGGCGACCGCUCCUCAGGUAAACACUACGGUGUGUACAGCUGCGAGGGGUGCAAGGGUUUCUUCAAGAGGACUGUGCGUAAGGACCUGACCUACACUUGUCGAGACAGCAAGGACUGUAUUAUCGACAAACGCCAGCGCAACCGCUGCCAGUACUGCCGCUAUCAGAAGUGUUUGGCCAUGGGCAUGAAGAGAGAAGCCGUCCAGGAGGAGCGCCAGCGAGCCAAGGACCGCAGCGAGAACGAGGUGGAGUCGACCAGCAGUACAAACGAAGACAUGCCUGUGGAGAAGAUCCUGGAGGCGGAGCUUGCUGUGGAGCCCAAGACGGAGACUUACAUUGAAACCAAUGUACCGAUGCCCUCGAAUUCACCCAAUGAUCCAGUCACAAACAUCUGUCAGGCCGCAGACAAGCAGCUCUUCACUCUAGUGGAAUGGGCCAAGAGGAUCCCGCAUUUUUCCGAGCUCCCGCUGGACGACCAGGUCAUUCUUCUACGAGCAGGAUGGAAUGAGCUCCUCAUUGCAUCAUUUUCACACCGUUCAAUAGCAGUGAAAGAUGGGAUACUGUUGGCCACAGGAUUGCACGUGCACCGGAACAGCGCCCACAGUGCCGGAGUAGGAGCCAUAUUUGACAGGGUGCUGACGGAGUUGGUGUCAAAGAUGAGAGACAUGGAGAUGGAUAAAACAGAGCUAGGGUGCCUUCGAGCCAUUGUCCUCUUCAAUCCAGACUCCAAAGGCCUGUCAAACCCAGGUGAGGUGGAGGCGCUGAGAGAGAAGGUCUAUGCCUCUCUGGAAGCCUACUGCAAACAGAAGUACCCUGAACAACCUGGAAGGUUUGCUAAGCUGUUGCUGCGGCUCCCUGCCCUGCGUUCCAUUGGACUGAAGUGUUUGGAGCAUCUGUUCUUCUUCAAGCUCAUAGGGGACACGCCCAUCGAUACCUUCCUCAUGGAGAUGUUAGAGGCGCCCCACCAAAUGACAUAAUGCCCUCCUGUCGCCAGGGGGACACAAGGGUCUGCCACCCCAAAGGCCCCUUAGAAACUGAACAUGUGACACCAUUUCCCAGAGCAAAGGAACUUUCAGAACCAAUACACAGUCAUGGCGUCCAUGGGUCUGUUUUAUACUUUGUAUAAAGAUAUAAAUAUAUAUACAACACAUAAGAAAAAAGAUGACAAUGGGCUUCAAGCCCACAGACAACAGUGGACACGGGCUGUAAUCAGCCUCAUUCAGGAUUGGAUAGGGCCAUCCUGGGCUGGCGUGUCUGGGCACAUGAAGACUUAUGGGAGAUGAUGGUAAUGCGGGUAAUAAUCGGGGUUUCUAACACAAACAUAGUGUUUUCAGCCCCUGGUGGGAGUUUUUGCGAUUACAAUCCUGCUCAAAUUGCUGUUUUUCCCUCAAGCGGGCAGUUCCUGAUAGAAUGUUCUUGUAAUUACCGUCAUUUAAGAAGUGAGUUUGCUCUGAACCAAGUGAGGAAUCACAGUUCACCCCGAGCAUCAUCAGUGGUGUGUGGGAGACGCAAUAAUGACGUAACUUCAGGAUCAGACAGGAAGGGACUCCUGAGGUCGCUGGGAGCAGAUCCCAGCAUCUAAUGAGCCACCCUGAGUUUUGGAUUAUGAUCAUUCACACUUGCUCAUUAUGCACUCGAAACAUGAGCUUUUAAAAAUCCAAUCUGCCUGUUGUCACAGAGCCCAUGAUGCUGAACGAUGUAAACCAAGGAUGCUUAUAGUGGACAUCCUGCCACCUGUAAGCCGCCCACAUGUCCCACUGUGUCUCGUCUGUAUACCAAUUCACCUCAACACUUGUACAGUUUAUUACAGCCAAUUCAGUAUUGGUAUCCUGUAUUUUUUUUGGAUGCUUUUUCAAAAUGUGUGCCGUUACCUCUCUUUCAGUCACUUUUACUAUGGUAUAUUGAGUCUUUUGUGUCCCCCGUCCACUCCUGCGUCAGCCGUUCGCACGAGCUGCCUCAUGCAUUCAGGUCUUGCAAAUGUGUGUUAUCAUUAGGAUGUUUCUAAGCACUUAACCUCAUGUUUCAUGUCCCAUUGUUGUGUUUUUGGAGCUGCCUUUUUUUAUGGGGUAUCAUCUGUUUCCUGGGUCUGUAAUUUGCCAUCUUCAGCAUUUUCUUUAUUUCUGUAUGCUGCUGCUGCUAAACUAUGCAUUUAGCAUUUUUUGUUUUUUCUCCCCAAAGACUGGCCAUACUGAGGUUGAUUUUCAAACUCUGGCAACGAAAGACCACAUGUGAACAAGGUUACACCGCCAGGACCAAGAUCCGGGUCUCCAGCAGUUUAUAGAGAGCCAUUAGGAGUGGAGCAGUACUGGUAGGGAAUAAUACUGAGGCAAUGGGAGAGCUGAGACUUCCACCUAGUGGUGGAGAUGCAGCACUGCAACAUUACUUGAAUUUUGUACAAGUAUUUAAUUGGAUAAAAAAUGGCACUUUUACGUGAUAUUAUCAGUGUUUGUUUUUGUUUGAGUGCAGUCUCACAGGGGUCUUCAGCAAUAGCUUGAUUUCGAUCACUCGAGAUGGUUUAUCCAGAGUGAAGCCCAACCAACUUCAGUCGAUGCUGUUUAUUGGGAUUCGUCUCUAUGAUUACAUUUCUAAAAAAUCAGCUUUUUGUCCUCUUACCCUCAUUUCCUUAGCGUGGCAAAUGAAUUUCAAUGGCUUCACUAGACUUUUUAAUGAAUUAAUAUUUUGGAUCACCGGUAUCUUGAAGCCAUAUUCAGGUUUGAGAUCAAAAACGUUCUCCUGUUGGAAAUGGAGUAAUUCAGAAAUUAUAACCUAGAUAGAAUUAAUGCAUACGCAAAUGCUUUAUAACAUAAAGCUAUAUUUUGUCUAUAUGUAAAUGUGUGUACAUUUCUAAAUAUGAAAGUAUAUAAAUCCAGUCUUUAAAAUGUUUCCGAACAAUUAUUAAGGGAGCCAAGCAUUUUUCUUAAAUUGACUAAAACCAGGCCUAAUUGCACUGUUGUAUUCUCAGAUACUAGAAAUGUUUUUAAUUGCUGAAGCUUUUGUGUUCAGCCUUGAAUUACACACACAAAAAAGUCAAAUUUUAGACUAAUACCAGCAGUUCAGAGCCCUAAGAAAAGAUCGUACACCAGCUCCUUGACUUAUGAAUCAUUUUAUGUUCACAAAACCUCAAACAAAUGUCUUGUUAGUGAAAAAA
Molecule: messenger RNA, 3942 nt
Organism: Sinocyclocheilus anshuiensis
Lineage: Eukaryota; Metazoa; Chordata; Actinopteri; Cypriniformes; Cyprinidae
Product: retinoic acid receptor RXR-alpha-A
Exons: 13
Coding region: 215-1771 (518 amino acids)
Biological process (GO): regulation of DNA-templated transcription
Cellular component (GO): nucleus
Molecular function (GO): zinc ion binding; nuclear steroid receptor activity; sequence-specific DNA binding
Source: RefSeq, a predicted model, not a curated record